UUGACUGUCAUUUUGACGUUUCUUGUUACGACACAAUAAACAGCUGAUAGCUCACCGUGGUCAUUAUUCGUAAACCUAUUUGGGAAGAAAUGAGCCUGCUAAAAAAGUGCGCGCAGCAGUUAUUAGAAAACACAAAUUUGUGUUCUCAAGCAGUCGCCGCAACAGCUGCCGCAUUCCACACAAGUCCAGUAUGCAAUCGCGUGCAAGCCGGUCGCUAUCGUGUUACGACAAAGCGUAAUCGUGCACUCACAUAUGAAAUGGCCAACCCUCCCCACUAUAUUGCACAUCGCAAAGCUUGGAAUUCAUGGAACACGUCAUCUAUGUUGGAUGGACUGCGCCCCUCACAGACCGCCAUUGAAGAUGUGUUUAUGCGCAAGUUCAUGACUGGUACCUGGCAUGCGCUUAUUGUAUCUGAAGUGAUUAUCAAAAGGCAGCAUAAUAUGAUAAGAAUAGCUGCCAUUAUGCGCCAAGCAAUUAGUCCGAGAAAGAUGUACUUCCUUAUUGGUUACACUGAGGAGCUCCUCUCGUAUUGGUUGCAGUGUCCGGUGACAUUGGAGUUGCAAACCGUUGCAGAUAAAAAGGAUGUUGUAUUCAAGUAUAUUUAAGUUUUAUGUAGACGUUAAAACGGGAUGGGAACAACCAAAUAAAGCGCAGUCCUAAUGAAAUUUUGUUUAUCAGUGCACAGUUA
This is a messenger RNA of Bactrocera latifrons, 688 nucleotides long. RefSeq names its product 28S ribosomal protein S24, mitochondrial (gene mRpS24). The record is from RefSeq and is a predicted model, not a curated record. Gene Ontology annotation, cellular component: mitochondrion. Gene Ontology annotation, biological process: translation. NCBI's taxonomy places the organism in Eukaryota, Metazoa, Arthropoda, Insecta, Diptera, Tephritidae. The transcript is spliced from 3 exons. The coding region runs from base 90 to 605 and encodes 171 amino acids.